Diaporthe citri is the source of this 870-nucleotide messenger RNA. RefSeq lists its product as uncharacterized. The record is from RefSeq and is a predicted model, not a curated record. Gene Ontology annotation, cellular component: cytoplasm; nucleus. Bases 1 to 870 code for a protein of 289 amino acids. NCBI's taxonomy places the organism in Eukaryota, Fungi, Ascomycota, Sordariomycetes, Diaporthales, Diaporthaceae. The transcript has 2 exons.
AUGAAUAUCUUAGCCUUGCACGGAGUCGGCUCGUCUGCCGCAAUGCUCAAGGAGCAGCUGGCCGCGCUGGCUGCAGAGCUGGGGCCGCAUUACCACUUCACCUUCUACGAUGGCACAGUGCCAUGCAUGCCAGUUUGGUCUCCAGGUCCAUUCUAUUCAUACGUCACAGGGUACGCUCCCGGUGAAGUUUCCAGCGCCCUCGAUGACCUGGACCACUUCAUUGAGCAAAACGGUCCAUUUGACGGCAUCUUGGGCUUCAGCCAGGGUGCCUCAAUCGCCGCUACUUACAUACUAGACUACCAACUCAGAAGGCCUGAAGAACAACCACCUUUCAACUUUGCAGUCCUCCUUUCAUCCGUUGGAGCGUGCUCCCCUGACAAGAGUUGCAAUGAGGAGAUCGUCCACAGCUUUCUCUCCAAUGCGGAUCCCCAGUUCAAGAAAGGCUUUCCCCAGUGCGACUUCAAGGCACUCGACACUGCGGAAAGGACGUUUGCCGAGUACCUAGCCAUGUGUCAUAUCGCCAUCAAGACGAUCGGGAUCAAGCGGCCGUCCAUCCCGCUCGAUUUCUUUGAAGGCAACGACUCGGAUUCUGUUCCCCGGCUGCUACAUCCAGCGCUGAUCAAGGACCGCAUCAGCAUCCCCACGGUGCAUGUCACGGGCAAGAAGGAUCUGGAGUCCAUGGUCAAGCAGUCCCUUGUCGUACAGGGCCUGUGUGACGAAAGUGUCACACGAUCACAUAGGCACACAGGUGGGCAUGCCGUACCUUCAAAAAGGUCGGAAGUGAAAGCUGUUGCGACGUCUAUAGAAUGGGCUGCAGAACAAGGGAACCACAUGAGCGCGGUUAAUCAGGCGGGACGGUUGAUGUUAUGA